CACAGCCGGGGUCUACAAAGAAACUCUGUGACACUGCUUUGCUGUCAGAAGAACAGCCUGCAUACAGAAACUCGUCGAAGUGGGCCCGGUCAUUGAUUAGUUCUAGUCGUGGCAAAGCUGCUGGAGUAUUUUACCGAAAGACGUGGAGGAGACCUUCUAUUACUGCGUUACAACACAGUUGUGUAUGUGCACAUCCUGAUCAAGGUUCGAAGAUGUCGAAGAAAAUCAAGGCCGGUUCCGUGGUAGAAAUGCAAGGAGACGAAAUGACGAGAAUAAUUUGGGAGUUGAUAAAGGAUAAGUUGAUCUUUCCCUACAUUGAGAUGGACUUGCACAGCUAUGAUUUGGGCAUCGAGCAUCGUGAUGCCACAAAUGACCAAGUGACGGUGGACGCUGCAGAGGCUGUUCGCAAGUACAACGUGGGCAUCAAAUGCGCUACCAUCACCCCAGACGAGAAACGUGUGGAGGAGUUUAAGCUCAAGCAGAUGUGGCGAUCGCCAAAUGGUACGAUUCGAAACAUCCUGGGGGGCACAGUCUUCCGCGAGGCCAUCAUCUGCAAAAACAUUCCAAGACUAGUCCCCGGUUGGAUCAAACCAAUAAUCAUCGGCAGACACGCCCAUGGUGAUCAGUACAAAGCCACAGACUUUGUGGUUUCUGGGCCUGGAAAAGUGGAAAUGACAUACACACCUGCAAAUGGAGAACCUGUGACAUUCGUUGUACAUGAGUUUAAAGGUACUGGUGGAGUGGCAAUGGGAAUGUACAACACAGACAAUUCCAUACGGGAUUUUGCCCACAGCUCUUUCAAGAUGGGCUUAACCAAAAACAUGCCGAUGUAUCUCAGUACAAAGAAUACAAUUCUCAAGAAGUAUGAUGGAAGAUUUAAGGAUAUUUUCCAGGAAAUCUAUGACAAAGAGUACAAAAGCCAGUAUGAGGCCAAGGGCAUCUGGUAUGAACACCGGCUGAUCGAUGAUAUGGUGGCCCAAGCCAUGAAGUCCGACGGCGGCUUCAUCUGGGCCUGUAAGAACUAUGACGGGGACGUCCAGUCAGACUCAGUGGCCCAAGGAUACGGCUCCUUGGGCAUGAUGACGAGUGUUCUGAUUUGUCCGGAUGGGAAAACUGUUGAGGCCGAAGCUGCUCAUGGAACCGUGACGCGCCACUACCGCCAACAUCAGCAGGGCAAGGAGACCUCCACAAACCCCAUUGCAUCCAUUUUUGCGUGGAGUCGAGGUCUACUCCACCGUGCCGAGUUGGACGGGAAUGCGGAGCUGCGCGUGUUUGCAGAGGCCCUGGAAGCUGUUUGCAUCGAGACCAUUGAGGCUGGACACAUGACCAAGGACCUGGCGGCCUGUAUCAAGGGCCUACCCAAUGUCCAACGCGCAGAUUAUCUGAACACUUUUGAGUUCCUCGACAAACUGGCCGAGAACCUCAAGACCAAGAUGGCCAAUCAGCCCAAGUUAUGAAGCCGUCUGUAAGUUGGGUUGCCAUCCGUCCCUUGAAAUAUGGAAUCGGCCUAUAUUUAGAGAUGAAAAUACGGGUUCCAUAUUCAGCUGAAACGGGACAUGGGGCGUUAAAAUGUGUUAUAAUGCCGGGAAUUAGAUCCAAGAAAUGCAACAUUUUGUGGGGGAGGACCACCCCCUGCCUCAAUGAAGUGUCCCGUAUUUUUCCCAUUCACAUUUGGCAACCCUAUCUGUAAGCAGUAUAAGGAAAACAUAUGUAUGCACAUCGCACAUGCAUACAGAAACAUGACGACCCACAGCUUAGGCACUUGUUAGCCUUUUUAUUGCAUUAUGAGUCUUAGAACUGUAUGUUUGUAACUGUCCGUGUACAAUUCUGCCCUAGAGGGCAAAAAAGCAGUAACUUCAUUGUUGUAGAAAAUAAGUUAUGAUUUUAAUGAUUUAUAUAUCAAAAUAUGAAGUCAAAUGAAAUGAUUGAGUUGCUAAGAAUGCAGUAAUAUAAAGUAACAAAACAUCCACAUAUCAAUCUACCUAAAACAAGAGUGUUUUCCCCCGACCGCGUUGUUGCUAACUAAGGUAGCAACUUGCUUGGUUGCAACCUUGCCAUACAAUUUCCCAAAUUCACUGGUUAGCAACAAUGCUUUCGAGACAUGGGGUCCUGGUCAGACUGGACAAGUGGACCAUUUUACUCCGUUUGCAGCUCUGCACAGUUACUGCCUUCUUGCUUUGUAGGGCAGAAUUGACUGCCCAUAUGAGGGUCCGUGCAUUCCAGUGGAUGGACUUGAGUGCCUUUUAAUACACCAUAUUGGAAAAUAAAUGUUUUAAUCUGUA
Molecule: messenger RNA, 2282 nt
Organism: Engraulis encrasicolus (European anchovy)
Lineage: Eukaryota; Metazoa; Chordata; Actinopteri; Clupeiformes; Engraulidae
Gene: idh1
Product: isocitrate dehydrogenase (NADP(+)) 1
Exons: 9
Coding region: 213-1457 (414 amino acids)
Biological process (GO): NADP+ metabolic process; isocitrate metabolic process
Cellular component (GO): mitochondrion; cytosol; peroxisome
Molecular function (GO): NAD binding; isocitrate dehydrogenase (NADP+) activity; magnesium ion binding
Source: RefSeq, a predicted model, not a curated record